AUGGCCUCCGCCAUCGAUUAUGGGUCUCUGCCCUUGCCAGACGGCUUCAAACAAUCUGCCAUCGUCGACAAGAUGCGUUUCAUCAGCAAUGGCAAUCCGGAGGGGUCCAUCGGCGACGGCGUCCCUGGACGUACCAUGCAGGUCAUCGGCGCCGGACUCCCGCGCUGCGCAACGUCGUCGCUUCAAGCCGCGUUCGAAUCCGAAUACCUCGACAUGGGCCCAUGUAUGCACAUGGCCCGCGUAGCACCAUACGCUGACCGGCUGCAACAUGUGCUCGAGUGCAUGCGCGAGCGGAACAGGGAGAAGCGGCACAAGAUGCUGCACCAGCUCUUCGACGGCUACUCUGCCACCUGCGACUUUCCUGGCAUCAUGUUCAUCGACGACCUGAUGGACAUGUAUCCAGAUGCGGCAAUCGUGCUCAACCAGCGCUCGAGCGGGCCAGUCUGGCAGAAGAGCUUUCGCGACAGCCUCUCCUUCUUCACCACGAGGACCUACCUAUCGAUAUGCUUCCUAUGGAAGACGGACAGGCUGCACUGGCGCUGCCACCAAGAGGCGCCUGACCUGUGGGAAGAGAAGAUGGGCGAGCGGUCGCUGCUGUCGCCGACGGUCUACGAUUCAUAUAACAACUGGGUUCGCGAGGAAGCUCGCAAGCGCGGCCGCCCUGUGCUGGAGUUUCAGGCCAGCGAUGGAUAUCCGGCCUUGUGCAAAUUCCUAGGAAAGCCACUACCUCCCGCGGACGUCAAGUUUCCACACCUGAACGACGCGGCAAAUAUGAGGCUCGUCAAGCGUAUAUUGGUCAUUCGGGGAUUGGUGUCAUGGGUUGCCCUCGGCGCUUCGGCAUGGGCGGCUUGGAAGAUAAAAGAAUUGAAUGAGACGAAGGAUUAG
Phaeoacremonium minimum UCRPA7 is the source of this 885-nucleotide messenger RNA. Its product is annotated as putative tpr repeat containing protein. The record is from RefSeq and is a predicted model, not a curated record. The transcript has 3 exons. Bases 1 to 885 code for a protein of 294 amino acids. NCBI's taxonomy places the organism in Eukaryota, Fungi, Ascomycota, Sordariomycetes, Togniniales, Togniniaceae.